GCAUGAGGGGACGCCUUCCAGCGCCCUGAGAGUGGCAAAGCCCUGCGUCGACUUCACUCCGCCCGCCCAGCCCGAAAGCCCCAGGUGGUGAGGGCGCGAGGGACUCCGGACAUGGGCUCCUCUGCGCGCCGCUGGGUGCUGCAGUCGCUGCUGCCGCCGCUCCUGUUAGGACGCCUGCUCUUCUGCUGCAGCCUCUUCUUCUCGGGACUGGCCGAAGAGUGGCCGGCUCCGUGCCGCUGCCUGGGGGACCGACUGGAUUGCAGCCGCCUCAGACUGAGAGAAGUGCCCCAGCUGCUCCCCAGCAGGACGGUGCAGCUUGAUCUAGGCCACAAUAGGUUUUCUUCAAUCAACUCCAGUUCUUUGAGUCAUCUUUAUAAUCUGCGAGAAAUAAAACUGAACAACAAUGAAUUGGAAGCUGUUCCAAAUCUGGGACCUAUUUCAGUAAACAUUACUUUCCUGUCUCUGACAAAUAACAAGAUCAUGAAAAUUCUGCCUGAGGAACUGAAGCUAUUUCAAUCCCUCGAAACUUUAGAUCUCAGCAACAACAAUAUUUCUGUGCUUGAGAUGGGGUCAUUUCCUCCAUUGGUGCUCAAGAACCUCCACAUUAACAACAAUCGAAUAAUUUCACUGGAACCAGGCAUUUUUGACAACUUGGCUAGUACUCUUCAAGUCUUGAGGCUGAACAGGAACCGCAUUUCAACCAUUCCACAGAAGAUGUUUAAACUCCCCCAUCUCCAACAUUUAGAGAUGAACCGCAACAGAAUUAGAAAAAUAGAUGGGCUUACUUUUCAAGGACUGCCUUCUUUGAAAUCAUUAAAAAUACAGAAAAAUGGGCUUGUUUGGCUCAUGGACGGAGCUUUCUGGGGAUUAAGUAACAUGGAAAUACUGCAGCUGGAUCAUAACAACCUAACAGAGAUUACCAAAGGCUGGCUUUAUGGCUUGUUAAUGUUACAGCAGCUUCAUCUUAGCCAAAAUGCUAUCAGCAGGAUCAGACCAGAUGCCUGGGAAUUUUGCCAAAAACUCAGUGAGCUGGAUUUAACUUACAAUAAUUUAGCAAGACUAGAAGAUUCAAGCUUUGUUGGUUUAAGCCUGCUGGUAAGGCUGGAUAUCGGGAACAACAAAGUGAGCUACAUUGCAGAUUGUGCCUUUCGGGGACUGUCCAGUUUACAAACUCUAGACCUUAAAAAUAAUGAAAUCUCAUGGACAAUUGAAGAUAUGAAUGGUGCUUUCUCUGGACUUGACAAACUUAGAUGGCUGCUACUCCAAGGGAACAGAAUUAGGUCAAUUACUAAGAAAGCAUUUUCUGGUCUGGAUGCACUUGAACACCUAGAUCUAAGUAAUAAUGCAAUCAUGUCAAUUCAAGGAAACACAUUUUCACAAAUGAAGAAUCUUAAAGAAUUAUAUAUAAACACAUCAAGCCUUUUGUGUGAUUGCCAGCUGAAAUGGCUACCUGAGUGGCUGGUAGACAAUAAAUUCCAGACUUUUGUAAAUGCCACAUGUGCCCAUCCUCAGGUGUUAAAAGGAAGAAAUGUUUUUGCUGUCAGCCUAGAAGAUUUUGUGUGUGAUGAUUUUCCAAAGCCACAGAUAACUGUCCAGCCUGAAACUCAGUCAGCAAUCAAAGGUUCCAAUUUGAGUUUUAUAUGUUCAGCAGCCAGCAGCAGUGAUUCCCCGAUGACUUUCGCAUGGAAAAAAGACAAUGAAUUAAUACGUGAUGCUGAAAUGGAGAAUUAUGCAUAUCUUAGGGCACAGGGUGGUGAAGUGAUGGAAUAUACCACCAUCCUUAGGCUGCGCAAUGUUGAAUUCAGUAAUGAAGGAAAAUACCAGUGUGUCAUAUCCAAUCACUUUGGCUCAUCAUAUUCUGUCAAAGCUAAACUUACAGUGAACAUGCUUCCAUCGUUUACCAAGAUCCCCAUGGAUCUUACAAUUCGUGCAGGGGCAACAGCACGGCUAGAAUGCGCUGCUGUUGGUCACCCCGUGCCCCAGAUUGCUUGGCAGAAAGAUGGCGGCACUGACUUCCCUGCAGCACGCAAGAGACGCAUGCAUGUGAUGCCUGAGGAUGAUGUGUUUUUUAUUGUGGAUGUCAAAAUUGAGGAUACAGGUGUUUACAGCUGCACAGCUCAGAAUACUGCAGGCAGUAUAUCUGCAAAUGCAACAUUAACAGUAUUAGAAACACCCUCAUUUUUGAGGCCGUUGCUGGAUCGAACCGUGAUGAAAGGUGAAACGGCAGUCUUGCAGUGUAUUGCUGGUGGCAGCCCAUCUCCUCGGCUGAAUUGGACCAAAGAUGAUGGCACUUUAGCGGUGACAGAGAGGCAUUUCUUUGCUGCAGGAAACCAGUUGCUUAUCAUUGUGGAUACAGACUUUGAAGAUGCUGGGAAAUACACAUGUGAAAUGUCUAACACGCUUGGAACCGAGAGAGGCAACAUUCGCCUGAGUGUGAUUCCCACUCCUACCUGUGAUUCUCCUCAGAAUGCUGCCCUGUCUCUAGAUGAUGAUGGAUGGGCCACUGUGGGUGUUGUGAUCAUAGCUGUGGUGUGCUGUGUGGUUGGCACUUCCCUUGUGUGGGUGGUCAUCAUAUACCACACAAGAAGGAGAAAUGAAGAUUGCAGUAUCACAAACACAGAUGAGACCAACUUGCCUGCAGAUAUUCCAAGCUAUCUGUCAUCCCAAGGAACUCUAGCUGAAAGGCAAGAUGGAUAUGGGUCAUCAGAGAAUGGAAGCCAGCAUCACUUUGUACAGUCAUCCCCAAUGGGUGGCUAUUUUUUUCAACAGAGAGAAAGCAACGGAAUUUGUCAUACAGAUAACUGCAGUGAAAAUGACCUGGAAGCUGUAACAGAUCCAUUUUUAUGCCAUUAUCUGGGAACUUCAGGAAGUCUAUAUUUAAAAGGAAAUAUAUGUGGCCCAGAUAUGUUUGAAGUAUAUCAUACAGGCAGCAAUUCAGAGCAAAGAACAGCAUGCAUGGACCUUUAUGAUUCAAGUUGCUUAAAGAAAAAAGACUGCUACCCAUAUACCCACUCACCUGAAGAUCCUUUUGACCGAUAUCUCAGUAUCUCCAGAAUACACAUGCCAAGUAGUAAAUUGAUUCCUUCUGUUUAUACCCCAAGUGAAGAGAAUGGAACAAGAAGUUCACAUCUAAAUGUAGACACAUGUGAAUUUAAAAGAAAUCAGGAUCUGUCUUCCAUUACACCAAGCACCACUUUCAUGGGAACAUUUGGAAAACCUAUAUGGAAACAUCAGCUUGAUUCUUUGCCAAGCUGUAAGCAGUCUUCUGUUUGGCAGCCAAAGGCCUCCCAACAUUCUCAUGAAUCAUUGGAUUUUGACUCUGAGUCUGAAGGUGGUAAUAAAAUGGGCAGGACGUUUCCUGAAGUGGACAAUAGCAAUUUUACUUGCAGGCAACCAGCUGAGAACCAUAGGACUCCUACUUUUCAGUCCUUUGACUUGGAUACAUAGCUUCCCAUCAGUGCUAGCCCAAAAUCAACUUAUGAACCAAAAAAAUGUACUACCUCAAAGUGGACAUUAUUUAAAAAGAAAAGAAACCUGAUAUUUUAAAAGAGAUUUAUGAUUUUUAUACAGAUGCAGCUUUAUUUGCAAAACAUUAUUUCAGGCAGAUUAUACAUUCCUUAUAUUUCUGAUAAGUGUAUAGUUUUGUUUAACCAAACAGUACCUUUUGUAAAUUAAUGGUGUGAAUAAUAACUAUGCAUUUGUUACUGAGACUGACUUCAUUUUAUUCAAAUGAGUGUUUUAAACUAAUACCAAUUCAUGUGCAUCUACAUGAGUUUAAGAAACUGUCCAAAGUUAUGGGCAGUUAACAGAUUCAUUUCUGACAUAACUUUUAUUAUGUUUUGUUGAUUUGUGCAUUAAAAAGCACUGGAAACAAGCACAUACAGCCAAGAUCAUAUUCAGAGAAAUAAGGAAGUUGAAUCUUUCCUGCUGGUUUCACCUGAACUGUGCUGCAUAACAUUGCCCAUGUCAUAAAACUGAAUGUUUUGGAUAUAUGCAAAAAUAUACUUGUAAAUUUCAUGUCCCCCAUAGACUUAAUUAUUUUUGCCCUAGGUGCUAUUUGUGAUUAUUUCCAGUUCUAGUUAAUAUGCAUGGUCAGUAUCAAAUCAAGUUAGUAGCAAUCCCUGCUUAUAAUGUAUCCAUUCCAGUAAUUUAAAUUGCAUUUCUAGAUUAUCUUUGAAUAGAUGAAAAUCUGGUAACAUUUAGCUAUGUUCUGGCCCUGCUUGUCCUAAGCCUGCCUACCUUUAGGAGUAAUAUAUCCUUGGUUUUUACAAACCAGUUAAAGACUGCAUUCAGUAUAUCUGAAUACUGACUUUGUAAGUUUGAUCAUUGACAAGAGAUAUAGGGAAAACAUCAAUUUGAGAUCUUGGACUGUCCACCUGAUAGCCUGGACUGUUGUGCCCAAUAAAAAAAGACUCCUGGGUUGGUCUAUG
Molecule: messenger RNA, 4430 nt
Organism: Candoia aspera
Lineage: Eukaryota; Metazoa; Chordata; Lepidosauria; Squamata; Candoiidae
Gene: LRIG3
Product: leucine rich repeats and immunoglobulin like domains 3
Exons: 19
Coding region: 112-3447 (1111 amino acids)
Molecular function (GO): protein binding
Source: RefSeq, a predicted model, not a curated record